Messenger RNA from Rubroshorea leprosula, 2587 nucleotides. Lineage: Eukaryota; Viridiplantae; Streptophyta; Magnoliopsida; Malvales; Dipterocarpaceae. The record is from the annotation of a GenBank genome assembly.
ACUCUCACUUUCCUUGCUUAGCUUCCUGAGAAAGCAUAGGAAACUGCAGAUUCCAAAACAAAACCAAACGGAAUGGAACCCGGAAUAGCCACAGCGGAGAAGAACGGAGCAGGGGAAGUGGUGCUGGAGAUGUCCAAACUAGAAGAAGCUUUUGUGAGUAAUAAGGAAGGUGAAAAUCCCAAUGCUCUUUCUUCAGUGCCUAAAUCCUCUUUUUCAAUGAAUUUCAUAGUGGGAUCUUCUCCAAAGAAUCUUGAGUUAGCAGCACAGCAAGAGAAUCUCAGAUACAGAGGCCAAGUCCCUACUCUUGAAAGCUCUUCUUCUACUAAAGAGAUUGCUAGUCCAAAACCAGAGAAGCCUCCUCCAUCCCAAAAAAAGUCCCUUGCAAAGUCUUCCUUUUCAAAACCGAAAUCCAGACUGAAAGAGCCGAAUUCAAGGUCAUCAGGAAGUAGCAAAUACAGCACGGAGAACUCAAAAUCAGGGGAGGAGGAUGAAGAUGAUGAAGAGAACCCUGAGAUCGAGGCAAGUAAAAAAUCAGGUAAGUGGACAUUUUGGGUAAUAAUUGAGUGGAUUGUAUUUGUUUGCACCGUGGGGUGUCUAAUUGCAAGUUUAACCUUAAAAAAGUUGGAAAGCGUUGUAAUUUGGGGUUUGCAUUUAUGGAAAUGCUGUGUUCUGGUAUUGGUUAUUUUUUGUGGUAGACUCUAUACCAGAUGGAUGAUGAUUACUUUACUUUUCUUAAUUAGAAGGAAGUGGUUGCUCAAUGAGAAAGUUCUGUAUUUUGUUUAUGGAGUUAGGAUAAGUGUUCGGUUUUUUGCGUGGUUGUGUUUGGUACUGUUAGCUUGGAUUUUUCUAGUAGAUCGUGGAGUUCAAAGAACAGGGGAAACCAUGGUAGUUCUGCAUCACAUUAAAAGGGCUCUUGCUUCAUCUCUUGUUGGGGCAGCUAUUUGGCUGCUGAAAACACUUUUUGUGAAGGUAAUUGCGGCCAAUUUCCAAGGUAAAAGGUUCUUUGAUAGGAUUAAGGAGGCAAUCUUUCAUCAACAUGUUCUCGAGGUUCUCUCACUACCAGAGUCUGCCUCUAGAGCUAAGAGUACUAGUACAAGCAUUGCUUCUAUGACUCGACGUAAAUCAGAGAAGGUGAUUACAUGGCUAAAAAAUAUGAAGAAGGAGAAAGCCUCUGCUUGGACCAUGAAAGGGUUCAUUGAUGUCAUAAGCGGUUCAAAGUUGUCUUUUGCUGAGGAUGAGGAUAAUGAUCAUAAGCAGAAAGAUAAGAAAAUAACAAGUGAACUGAAAGUAAAGCAAGCUGCUAACAAGCUUUUUAAGAAAUUGGCGAAAAGUGAUCGCAAGUGCAUCCAAAAGAAGGACCUCUUGUCUUACUUUGAUGAGAAGGAACUUGAUGAGGAUGUACUUCCACUAUUUAAACGAUCACCAGAAACGGAAGAGAUCAAGAAAAAAGCAUUAAAAGACUGGAUGUUGGAGGUUUACCGUGAACGCAAAUCACUGGUAUGUUCCUUAAAGGAUUCCAAGACAGCGAUAGAAGAGCUCAACAGGCUUGCUUCUGGGGUGGUUCUUAUUGUGAUCAUCAUUGUCUGGUUACUCCUAAUGGGAUUUUUAACGACCAAAGUCCUCCUCUUCAUUUCAUCUCAGCUGCUGCUUGCAGCGUUCAUGUUUGGUAAAACUCUCAGGACUGUAUUUGAAGCCAUCAUAUUUGUAUUUGUGGUGCACCCUUUUGAUGUCAGUGACCGCUGCAUCAUCGAUGGAGCACAGAUGAUCGUUGAAGAGGUGAAUCUUUUAUCAACAGUGUUUUUGAAAUUUGACAAUGAGAAAGUAUACUACCCAAAUUCAGUUUUGGCUACAAAACCAAUUGGCAAUUUUUAUAGGAGUCCUGAGAUGGGUGAUUCUGUGGAGUUUGCUAUCGAUGUUUCCACUUCAGUUGAGCAAAUUAAAGCUCUGAAAGUGAAAAUUAAAGAGUACCUAGAGAACAAUCCUGCGACUUGGCAUUCUGAGCACAGCGUUGUUGUUAAGGACUUUGAUGAUGUGAACAAGAUAAAAAUGGUUCUUUUUGUUAAGCACACCAUAAACUUUCAGAACUAUGCAGACAAGAGCAAUCGGAGAUCUGAUCUAAUCUUAGAGUUGAAGACAAUGUUGGAGGAUCUUCAUAUUAAAUACCAUAUGCUGCCUUUACAAGCUCAUCUCAUUGGAUCACACUUCCCACCUACCACUCGUUGAGCUGCCCUGCUGAUCAGGUUGCUCAGUGACAUUGAUAUCUAAGGGAAGGCAAAAAUGUGUGAGAUAUGCCAUAUUGCCAUUGCUAGUCAAGAUAACUGGGAAAAAGCACAAUUCUGAUUUUUGUGGCUUUUGGUAAAUGCAUGUACCUAGAACUUAAUGGGCGCGCUUCAUUAAUUGGUCUAGCCUAUUGCAUUUCUGAAUUUUAACAAAACUGAAAAAUGUAGUAGCUGGUGAAAUUCCUGAAACUCUUAGCAUUGUCUCUUUUAUUAUUGGUAAAUGCAUGUACCUAGAACUUAAUGCGCGCUCUUCCUUAAUUGGUCUAGUCUAUUGCAUUUCUGAAUUUUAACAAAACUGAAAAGUGUAG